Messenger RNA from Spea bombifrons (plains spadefoot toad), 1637 nucleotides. RefSeq names its product sushi repeat containing protein X-linked 2 (gene SRPX2). The record is from RefSeq and is a predicted model, not a curated record. The transcript has 11 exons. NCBI's taxonomy places the organism in Eukaryota, Metazoa, Chordata, Amphibia, Anura, Pelobatidae. Bases 160 to 1545 code for a protein of 461 amino acids.
GAACAUCUGGGCUACAGCAGCUGGAUCCUUAUAAAACGUAUUUAAUCCCGUUCCGCGCGUUACUAAGGAGAUUAUCGUCUUCAAAGGACUCGAUUGUGCUGCCUGCCGAGAAGACUCGGAAUAUUCCUGGAAUUAAGGCCAGUCAGUGUUCUACCUGCUAUGGAACAAUCAAUACCUCUUUUACUGCUUGCUUUCACCAGACUGGGAACAUCUCUGUAUUAUGAAGGCUCAGGAUACCCAGUUGAUGAGAGCUAUAACAAUGAAGUGUAUGUUGAAGCCCGUCCUUCUGGUCCUUUACUGGAUUAUAGAGCUCCUCGUUGGUGCUAUGACCUCAAGUUACAGGAUGGAGAAGCCGCUUGCUAUUCCCCCCGGGGAGGGGGUUACCGUAGCACCUUGGGGACCCGAUGCCGCUUGUCAUGUGAUCAGGGUUUCCGACUCAUUGGACAGAGCUCAGUACAGUGCUUACCAAGUCGGCGCUGGUCUGGGUUUGCAUACUGUAGAAGGAUUCAGUGCCAUGUCCUGCCCUCACUGCCUCAUGGCUCUUACCAGUGUGCAGCUGGUGUUUAUGAGGGUUCCCGCUGUGAUUACUCUUGUGCCCAAGGCUACCAGAUAGAGGGAGACCGUAGUCGGAUCUGUAUGGAAGAUGGCCUGUGGAGUGGUGGAGAGCCUGUCUGUGUAGAUGUGGACCCUCCAAAGAUCCAGUGCCCUACCGACCGGGUGAAGAUUGCCGAACCAGAGAAACUGACUGCUGUGGUCUACUGGGGAAAACCUAUGGUCAAGGAUUCAGCUGAUGGUGUUAUCACAAGAGUAACUCUCAGAGGUCCAGAUCCAGGGUCGGAGCUCCCAGAAGGGGAACAUAUAAUCCGAUACACUGCAUAUGACAGAGCCCACAACCGGGCAAGCUGUAAAUUUACAGUAAAAGUGCAAGUGAGACGAUGCCCCAUCCUUACGCCACCUCUUCAUGGAUACAUCACCUGUAGCUCUGCAGGAAAUAACUACGGUGCUACCUGUGAGUAUCACUGUGAGGGAGGAUAUGAACGCCAUGGACCCUCUGCCAGAGUUUGUCUAUUCAGUCGGAACUGGGCUGGAACCCCUGCUACCUGCACAGCCAUGCAAAUAAAUGUCAAUGUGAACUCAGCUGGAGGCUUCCUAGACCAGUUCUUUGAGAAGCAACGUCUCCUUAUCCUCUCUGCCCCUAGUUCUGCUGAUCGCUAUUAUAGGCUUCAAAACUCUGCCCUGCAGAAUGCAAGAUGUGGUUUGGAACAGCGUCAUGUGAUUAUGAUUGAGUUAGUGGGAGAAUCACCAAGAGAAGUGGGUCGUGUACGAAAUCUGCAACUCUCGCCAGAACUCAUUGAGCAAUUAAGACAAGCCUUGCGCAUUUCGCGGUCCUAUUUUAACAUGGUUCUCAUUGACAAGUAUGGUGUUGAUCGAGAACGUUAUGUGGAGCCUACUACAUCUGAUGAGAUCUUCACUUUCAUCGAUACAUAUUUACUCAGCCCUCGGGAGAUCACUCAGCUGGAUGCAGAGAGAGAGAACUGUAUUUAGUGGACAAUUAAGAAACAACAUUGAAACAAACAGGCAUGGAACACUAUAGCCCUAAAGAGAUACUCAUUGACCAGGUUUUAUGGGUUCACAUA